Dicrocoelium dendriticum is the source of this 225-nucleotide messenger RNA. The record is from the annotation of a GenBank genome assembly. NCBI's taxonomy places the organism in Eukaryota, Metazoa, Platyhelminthes, Trematoda, Plagiorchiida, Dicrocoeliidae.
AUGUCUGUGCCUCAUGCUGAGGUUGAUGUUGCAUACAUCAGGCCUGUUCACGAAAUUGAGCUAGUCCGAGUUGCACUUAAAAUAGAUUUUCUUAAUCUGGAUGAAAAGUAUUGCACUUUAAUUGAUUUGCUCAACUCUGUUAUUCUGCUGUAUAUUCCACGUCCAUUUUGCGUUUCUAUUUUCCUUCAAACUAUAUGUUACUUGUGGUAUCCCCGGUGUGGCUGC